This is a messenger RNA of Paramecium tetraurelia, 246 nucleotides long. RefSeq lists its product as uncharacterized. Gene Ontology annotation, biological process: mitochondrial respiratory chain complex II assembly. Gene Ontology annotation, cellular component: mitochondrion. Lineage: Eukaryota; Ciliophora; Oligohymenophorea; Peniculida; Parameciidae. The record is from RefSeq and is a predicted model, not a curated record. The transcript has 3 exons.
AUGAGUCGUGUGCACUCUAAAUUUCAAAAAGAAAUAUUGCAAUUUUAUAGGUCUGUACUUAAAUGGGCCAGUCUUAAGCCAGAGCCAGCUAAGUCUAGCAUCAUAUAGUAUGCGUAAAAUGAAUACAGAAAGAAUUAAAAUAUUCCUAAAAAGAAGUUUGAUAGGAUUGAAUUUCUGUUUAGAUAAGGAAAGAAUAAGUUUGAAAUAUGGAAGGAUGCUAAAAUUGAUUCAAUAUCAAUAAAAUGA